AUGCCUGACAGAAACGUGCAUUUCCGAAAGGUCAGGUGUUCAAAGACCUCGCUUUUCGUGUCUUUUGGUGGCUCAUUGAUUGCUUCUCCGGCCAACAUCUCGCUUAUCUCACGCAUUGCAGGCUCAAUCACAAAACAUGUUGUACCUCUUCCUACUCGCUCUUCUCCUGCCAGCCAUUCAAGUUUCCGCUGGAUCGGAUCUGGAAGUGCCGUCCAACGUGGCUAAUCGGUAGUCUAACAAUUUCCAGGUUAUUCAAAACUUCCCCGCUUCAGGUCUAUGUCCAUCAAGGGACAACUUUUCUGCGGAAAAACACCAUUUGAGGGAGCCAAGAUCAGACUUUUUAGAGUUUACCAGCCAAAUGCUGAGGACGGUGAGUACAGCUCCACGAGUUCUUGAAAAGUUGCGCAAUUUAGAUCUUGCUGAACUUCUCGAUGUGAAAAACACCUACAUAACCGGAAUGUUCCAGGUUGAAGGAAACACUGACAGGUAACAUGAUUAUUGCAAAAACACUUUUCUGUUUUCUUUUCCGUUUCAGAUUUCCAAGAACCAAGACUGAAAUCAGACCGUACGUGACAAUCCAUCACAACUGCGACAUGGACGAGAAGCAAACCUCAAACGUGAGUGCUCCUUCGACCAAUCGAUCCACUCCAAUACCUUUUAGUACGGCUACAAAAGAAUUGGAGUCCGCCUUCCGGAAGACUACGUAACUCUUGGAAGCAAGGCCCGUAAGGUAUACGACUUCGGAAAAGUGAACCUGCAGAUCGAGUACCCGGGAGAAAUUCACGACACCAAGUUCAAGUUUGCCGAUUAA
Messenger RNA from Caenorhabditis sp. 36 PRJEB53466, 811 nucleotides. The record is from the annotation of a GenBank genome assembly. NCBI's taxonomy places the organism in Eukaryota, Metazoa, Nematoda, Chromadorea, Rhabditida, Rhabditidae.